Messenger RNA from Sparassis crispa, 480 nucleotides. RefSeq lists its product as hypothetical. The record is from RefSeq and is a predicted model, not a curated record. Gene Ontology annotation, molecular function: protein binding. Bases 1 to 480 code for a protein of 159 amino acids. The transcript has a single exon. NCBI's taxonomy places the organism in Eukaryota, Fungi, Basidiomycota, Agaricomycetes, Polyporales, Sparassidaceae.
AUGCCGCCGCUUCUGGAGUACCGUCUCAAGUAUCCUUCACUCGGGUUGCACUCAGAAGGUGUUACGUGUGUUGAUAUUGACCCUACUGGAAAGUACGUCGCCGCGGGUGGUUCCGACGGCAGGAUCUUCAUCUCCAACCUCGAUGACGGGCGGCUACAUCACCUGGUGCUCACGCGUAGUCCUGUCACCGCCGUGAUCUGGGUCGAAGCUGACUGGCCUACCUUGAUAUGUUGUUGCCAGAGCGGAAUUAUUCUGACCGUUGUAAUUACCUUGGUGCGUAUGAUAUGGCCUUGCACGCUGUGGCCUAACGUCUUCCACAGGACACCCUGGACGCUACCUACUUCCGCGCCAGGAAUCACCGCAUUGACCGAGCCUGUAUCCGCGGAGAUUAUCUCGCUACAGGCUCCGGUAUUGACAUACGAAUCUGGCAAGGCAGACAUAAAUGUACGUAUCUCCGAGGCAACGAGUUUCAUGGUGUGA